GGUGUUCCGCCAGCAGAGAAGAAGGAUGUAGCGAAAUGAUGACGUAAUUUCUCUGUCCAUUGCUGUCGUAUUCUCAUCAUUACCGUUUAAUCCGCAUCUUUGGGCAGAGCUCAAAGUCAAAGAAAAGAUUUCCUGUAAAUACUGACUGAAGGCACUUCAUCGCUAAACACCAUGGCUGUAGCAGGAGGCUUGAAGUGUGUGAAGUUCCUCUUGUUCUUCUUCAACUUCCUGUUUUGGCUGUGUGGCAUCACUCUGAUAGUGGUGGGCGUCCUGGUGCAGGUUGCUCUGCACAACACGGCAGUGAUGAAGAACGCCUCGAGCUCUGUCGCGCCCCUGGUUGUGAUCGGGGUGGGGGUCGUCAUCUUCUUCGUCUCCUUCUUCGGGUGCUGUGGGGCCUGGAAAGAGAGCUACUGCAUGGUCACCACGUUCGCCAUCCUGGUCUCCAUCAUCAUCAUCAUCGAGAUUGCCGCUGCUAUAGGCGGUUACAUCUUCUGGGGCAAGCUGAGCGGCAUUGUUAACGACGAGCUCAAAGACAUGAUCUCCAAAUACAAGAAUGGCACUCGCGACUUCAGGAAGAGCAUAGACAACCUGCAGAAGUGCCUGAAUUGCUGUGGGAUGAACUCGACGGCGGACUGGAAAUACUUAAGAAAAGACAAGACUUCUGUGCCCGACUCCUGCUGCAAGAACAUUACCCAAGGCUGUGGGAAUGGAAACAUGCACAACGACGUGGUAGUGUACCAAAAGGGUUGCCGGAUUGCCUUGGAAGCCUUCUUGAGGAAGAACGUGCUGUGGGUGGUAAUUGCAGCUCUUGUGAUUGCUUUCUUGCAGAUCAUGGGAGUGGUGUUUGCCUGUCUGCUCAUGAAGGGGAUUCGCAGUGGCUAUGAGGUCAUGUGAGGUCAUGUGAAGGUGGUCUGAUGAUGUCACAGGAAAUCUGAAGAAAAUUGCUCUAUUCUUCUAGUAAAAUUUUGCUUGGGUAAUUUUAACAGCAGCUCUUUAGCACAUUUUCAUUUUAAAUUGUCUGACAUUUCUGUUGUAAUGUUGUAAAAGAUUGACACCUUUAGCUUUAUAUAGUCGAUGUUAUAAAAUAAUUUAAUUUGUGACCAGUGAGCAAACAAACAUUUUAGUCAGGUAAAAUAUCUGCCUUUUGGUUUCCUUUUUUUUUUUUCAUUAAAAGAGAAAUUUGUUUUGCAUUUAUAGCCAGAAUGUUAAUAUUUUCUUCUGUAAUUAAAUGAAUCUCAGCUUCUUUUUAAAAUCAUAAUUGUGGUACUUUCGAAUCGGUACUUUUCUCAUCAAAUCUGUACAGAACUCUUGAUUUUUUUAGUUUAUUUGUUUUAAUGAAUUAAAUUAAAUAUUUUAACUUGGUACCUCU
Molecule: messenger RNA, 1369 nt
Organism: Conger conger (European conger)
Lineage: Eukaryota; Metazoa; Chordata; Actinopteri; Anguilliformes; Congridae
Gene: cd63
Product: CD63 molecule
Exons: 8
Coding region: 172-894 (240 amino acids)
Cellular component (GO): membrane
Source: RefSeq, a predicted model, not a curated record